Messenger RNA from Erigeron canadensis, 1773 nucleotides. RefSeq names its product lysine histidine transporter-like 8. The record is from RefSeq and is a predicted model, not a curated record. The transcript has 5 exons. Bases 71 to 1636 code for a protein of 521 amino acids. Lineage: Eukaryota; Viridiplantae; Streptophyta; Magnoliopsida; Asterales; Asteraceae. Gene Ontology annotation, cellular component: plasma membrane.
UUUAAGUUCACUUCAUUUCACUUAAACCAAAAAUACCAAACCCCAUAAAAUCAAUAUUAAUCAAGUUCUAAUGGAAGAAAGACCGGAAACGGAGCUCAUUUCCAUUCCGGCUACGCCACGUGAUUCCACGCCUGAGAUACUCACGCCUUCUGGACUGCGGUCACCUAGACUGCAGUCCAAAGAAGGCGGGAAGUCCUCAACAGCGUGGACUCCCACGUCGUUUAUCUCUCCAAGGUUUUUAAGUCCCAUUGGGACACCUAUGAAAAAAGUAUUGGUGAAUAUGAAAGGCUAUUUAGAGGAAGUUGGUCAUUUGACAAAACUUAAUCCACAAGAUGCUUGGCUUCCUAUCACGGAGUCAAGAAAUGGAAAUGCACAUUAUGCUGCCUUUCAUAACCUUAAUGCCGGUGUUGGAUUUCAAGCUUUGCUUUUACCCGUUGCUUUCUCGUUUCUCGGCUGGAGUUGGGGGAUCAUUUCAUUAACCAUAGCCUACAUUUGGCAAUUAUACACCUUAUGGAUCUUGGUACAACUUCAUGAAGCAAUUCCAGGCAAGAGGUAUAACCGAUACGUCGAGCUAGCUGAAGCAGCAUUUGGGAAUCGAUUAGGAGCAUGGCUAUCAAUCUUUCCAACAGCUUAUUUAUCUGCUGGGACCGCGACAGCAUUGAUAAUUGUUGGAGGGGAGACCAUGAAACUUUUCUUUGAGAUAGUUUGUGGGCCUGCUUGUUCAUCCAAUCCAUUAACAACUGUCGAAUGGUAUUUGGUUUUCACGUCGCUAUGCAUUGUGUUGUCCCAACUUCCAAACCUUAACUCCAUAGCUGGACUCUCCUUAAUAGGAGCCAUUACUGCAAUCGUUUAUUCCACGAUGGUUUGGCUCCUUUCGGUUAGUGAGCAGAGACCACCCAACAUCUCUUAUGAACCCAUUCCUUUACCUUCAUUUACUGCUUCGGUAUUUUCAGUUUUUAAUGCGCUCGGUAUCAUAGCAUUCGCAUUCAGAGGUCAUAAUUUAGUACUCGAGAUACAGUCGACAAUGCCAUCAACAUUCAAGCACCCUGCUCACGUGCCAAUGUGGAAAGGAGCCAAAGUUGCAUACUUCUUCAUUGCCAUGUGUUUGUUCCCGGUAGCCAUAGGCGGUUUUUGGGCUUAUGGAAAUCUCAUGCCACCAAGUGGGAUUCUAAACGCGCUAUUUGGCUUCCAUGAACACGAUAUUUCACGAUGGUUACUUGCAACAACGUUCAUCUUAGUUGUAUUCAGCUGUUUAAGCAGCUUCCAAAUCUAUUCCAUGCCUGUUUUCGACAAUUUUGAAGCUAGCUACACACACCGCACAAACAGACCAUGUUCAGUUUGGGUUCGGUCUGGUUUCAGGGUGGUUUAUGGGUUCAUAAACUUCUUCAUUGGGGUGGCAUUACCGUUUCUUUCUAGUCUUGCGGGUUUAUUGGGAGGACUAACACUUCCAGUGACAUUUGCAUACCCAUGUUUCAUGUGGGUGCUAAUUAAGAAGCCAACAAAGUAUAGCUUUAAUUGGUACUUCAAUUGGUCACUCGGGUGGCUUGGUGUCGCAUUUAGUGUUGCAUUUACGAUUGGAGGUAUUUGGAGUAUUGUUGACAAUGGGCUGAAGUUGAAGUUCUUUAAGCCUAGCUAAAGAUUGUAUCUAUAUGUGGUUUUGAGUUUUGAGGUUUGAUUGUGUAAUUUGAUAUAUAUACAGUUUAUUAUGAUAAGUGUAAUGUAAGGUGAAAGUUUACAUUUUGACAUUUUUUCAUAGAAUACUGUUAUCUUAAA